AUGAGCGGAGCCCGCCCUCUCACGAUUCACUUCUGCCAGCCGAGGCGAAACAGUCGGAAGGCCUUUCGCAGAGAUCGCCCUUCCCCUCGCAAAGAACGUGAACGCUUAGACCUCGAAGUUGUUGCGGCGACGAGCGAUGAACCCACGCAUGGAGUCGAGGCGACGGCUGCAACAGAUGCACCAAAGCUUUUCCACGUUGGGGUGCCUAGGGGCCUAGGGGAGAGGCCGCCACAUACGCUACUUCUAGCGAGUCUGAAUCAGAAGGUCACGGCGGUCACGGGCCUGAAAGCCCAAGAGGUGAACCUCGCGGUGCUUGAAGCUUCUUGGGCGAGCCAGCUCUGCUGCAUUGCAGACGCCCUUGCUAGCGGAGCACCAGCGUUGGUUGGCCUUUGCGCCUUGCUCGUCUCGGAGACUGCCUUGGUUCACUACACGCCUCGACCCAAAGGCACAGCUUCACCUGUGCCUGAGCCAAGCGGAGCACAGGCUAUUGAUGAGAAGUACUGGAAGCGGCGGUACAACUAUUUCGCGCGCUUUGACGAAGGUGUACGAAUGGACUUAGGAGCUUGGUUCGAGGUGACCCCUGAGAGCGUUGCGCGACACAUUGCAGACCGCCUUCAAUAUGACAGGGUCGUUGAUGGAACUUGUGGUGUCGGUGGCAAUGCAAUUCAGUUUGCAAUGACUUCGGGGGCUGUCGUGGCUGUGGACACUGAUUCACAGCGUUUGGAAGAUGCCAGGCACAACGCUGGCAUCUAUGGCGUGGCCGACCGAAUCUCCUUUGUGCAUGAUGACUUUGUCCAUUUUGCAGAGACUUACAAAGGGCCAAAGAUUGACGCCGUGUUCUUGUCGCCUCCAUGGGGCGGACCUGGACACUUGGAUUGCCCACACUUUUCCUUGCGAGAUGUCGAGGUCCCUGAUAUAGUGCUUCUCUUUGCCGCGGCUACGAAGCUGAGCAGUCGAGUGGCGCUGUAUUUGCCUAGGCACACAGACCUUCACGAAGUGGCUAUUUUGGCUUCGCACUAUGGUUAUCCUGCAGUUGAGGUGGAGAAGGUCUUCUUCCAACAUCCAACUCCCCAUCUCAAAUUGGUGGUUGUAUACUUCUCUCCAGAUGCGCUCGAGCAAGGCAUUCCCAAGAAAAUCGCCCAGAAGACAGUUGGGCCUAAAACCCGGCCUCAUCAAAGUCGGCCUCAAGUUGCGUCAGGUCCAAUUCCAGACUUGCUGAGCUCGAACAUGUCAGGAGUGUUGCUGCGGGCAGUCUACUGUCGGAGUUACCUUGGAAGAUUUGUGGUCCGCCUUGCGAUGCAGAUGCAAGAACUUGAGGCAGGUGAGAAACGUGAAGGUGGUGCGAACUCUGAAGGCCGAAGCUUCGUAAACAAAGGGCGUGGGAGAGCAGCUCAGAGAGGUCAGCCCAGACAAGCACGGCUCAAGCCGCCAUCCAGUGACAGCCAAAAGGCAUCCCCAUCAAGCUGUGGCCAAGCAUGGCACCUGGCAUCCCAAACUUUCAUUUUGGUAGACUUGGUAGCCUGCCAAAAAGGCUGUUCUGAUGAAUUCUGA
Cladocopium goreaui is the source of this 1551-nucleotide messenger RNA. NCBI's taxonomy places the organism in Eukaryota, Dinophyceae, Suessiales, Symbiodiniaceae. The record is from the annotation of a GenBank genome assembly.